Zychaea mexicana is the source of this 168-nucleotide messenger RNA. RefSeq lists its product as uncharacterized. The transcript has a single exon. The annotation marks the transcript as partial. Gene Ontology annotation, biological process: protein polyubiquitination. The record is from RefSeq and is a predicted model, not a curated record. Gene Ontology annotation, molecular function: ubiquitin protein ligase activity; metal ion binding. NCBI's taxonomy places the organism in Eukaryota, Fungi, Mucoromycota, Mucoromycetes, Mucorales, Lichtheimiaceae.
AACCUUUCGCACGUACCGUGCAAGUUCUUCAAACAAGGUACCUGCACUGCCGGCGCCAAUUGUGUCUUCUCCCACAGCCAAGACUUGACGUCCGAGUCGGCUGUAUGCAAGUACUUUAUCAAGGGCAACUGCAAAUUUGGUUCCAAAUGCGCCCUGCUCCACACCUUG